Mercurialis annua (annual mercury) is the source of this 712-nucleotide messenger RNA. Its product is annotated as late embryogenesis abundant protein 7. Lineage: Eukaryota; Viridiplantae; Streptophyta; Magnoliopsida; Malpighiales; Euphorbiaceae. The record is from RefSeq and is a predicted model, not a curated record. The transcript has 3 exons. The coding region runs from base 67 to 477 and encodes 136 amino acids.
UUCAAUUCAAUUCAUUCGAACAACAACAACAACAAAUCAAAUACCAAAUAUAUACUCAUCAGAAAAAUGGCAAGCAGAGGUCAGAACUUCAGCUCCGAAGGUCAACAACAGUUGAGAAAGGAGGAGCAUGCAACUAUUCAGCCAUCUAAUCCAUCACUGCAAUCUCAUGACCAUGACCAUCACCAUGACCAUGACCAAUCAUCUUACACUACUCAGGCCACUCAGUUUCUUCAACAGACUGGAGAGCAAGUGAAGAACAUGGCUCAAGGAGCUGCUGUGGCUGUGAAGAACACUUUGGGAAUGAAUGAUAACACCUCCGACCCAAGCAACACUAGCGGAGGAAACAACCCAAUCAACCUUAGCCAUUCCGCCGGCCACCAGUCAACCACCCACACAGGCAUCCACCAGUCAACCACCAACACUGGCAGCCACCAGCCAACCACCACCAACACUGGCAGCCACCAGCACAGGAUUUGAAGCUCAUAAAAUGCAUGAUGAUGAACAUUAAGGAUGAUCAUCAUUUCGUAUAAUUUAUUUAUAUUUUAUCUUUGAUUGUAUUCUUCAUAAGUUGUAAUGACAUGUGAUCCCUCUUUGGACUAGAGGUGAAUUUUUUAUUAUAUUUUUUUUCUGGUUUUUGUUUCCUUAUUUUUGGGUCUUUGAAAGGAAAAUUGAGAUAAAUAAUGAAGGAAAACAUUUUGUUGUUUGUCAUGAA